Messenger RNA from Protopolystoma xenopodis, 369 nucleotides. NCBI's taxonomy places the organism in Eukaryota, Metazoa, Platyhelminthes, Monogenea, Polystomatidea, Polystomatidae. The record is from the annotation of a GenBank genome assembly.
AUGUGUGAUUUGCCGCAGCCACCUGACACAUGUUCUGCUAGUCAGACAACGCGACCGGCGACCAUCUUGUCGACCGAAAGCAUCCGGCAGGUCAGCAUUUUCGUCCACACUCUUGGCAGCUCUUCUUCUCGUCGCUGCGUGGCCGGUCUGUCGGUUUCCACUCGUUUGCAUCCGGCCAAUCAGAAGAGCAGUUUCGCUGCUGAGAGCUGUAUCAGUGGACGUCUGGAUCGGGCUACACAAAUGCAGAGAUCUUGUUCAAUUGGCGAACUCAUGAACCCAUUUUAUUCUCCUUGUCAAGCAAUGCCAACUCUUGUCGAAUGCGUCAUAAUCGCGAAAAGUGUCUUUCUGUACAACGGUUACAAGCCCUAA